UUUGACCAGAAUCAGAACAUGACGGUAUUCUGCAGUUUCCCGGAGAUUUGUAAAUGGUUUAAACAUUUAUUUAUGCGUAUGAAGUAGGUAGAACUCCAUUUAAAAUGGGGUUGUGUGCCUCACUCAAAAAUCCCGCUAAAACACACAACUUACGAAAGCAGGACAUCAGCGAACCAAACAAUAAUAUUUUGUUUAGCGCGAAUCGCAUAUAUUCUAAUCGAUAAAUUGAAUUGAAAUAUAACACUUCUGUUUCUAUGUCUUAUUCUUAUAUUAAUUAUACAAUAUACAUAUAAUGAAAAGUUGUUACUUUAUCGAAAUCAUAUCGAUACAGUAAUGUUACUUUCACCGUGUGAAAGUGCAGAAUAAAAUGAAUGAAAAGCGGAACUUGUUUGAAAAAUAAAAAACAUCGCUACCUUUCAUUAAAAUACUUUGCAGAAAGCUAACACAACGCUAUUUCAAAUUACAAUCGCGAGAAUAAAAUCAAUAAUACUGUUGGACGAUUUUGUAGCAAAAGUUUUAUACUUGUUGCUUCUUGAAUAUUUAUAACAUACAUAGUUGAUUAAUUUUAUACUUUUUAUAAUGUUUUCUUAUAGAAAUAUUUUAACAACCACUUUCCAAUCGCUUUUGAGACAUCUACAUACUUCAAAAAUUCUACAAGAAGCAGUAAUAAUAGAUGGUAAACAAAUAGCUCAGGAAAUUCAGAAUGAAUUGAAAGCAACUCUGCAUACGUGGAUAAAUGAUACUAAAAGGACACCUAAAUUAGUAGCAAUAAUAGUUGGUAAUCAUCCAGCUAGUAAAAUGUAUGUAAAAAGAAAAAUGAAAGCUGCAAGUUUUAUUGGCAUAGAAAACUAUACUAUCCAACUAGAGGAAAAUGUAACGCAACAGCAGAUUAUCAAUGAAAUUAAUUACUUAAAUGAAGAUCCAUCCAUAGAUGGAAUUCUUGUGCAGUUACCAUUAUCAAAGCAUAUAAAUGAACAAGAAGUGUGUCAGGCAAUUGCACCAAACAAAGAUGUGGAUGGUUUUCAUUUGGAAAAUCUGGGUAAUCUAGCAUUAAAUAGAAGUGGUAUUGUUCCUGCAACUGCUUUGGGUGUGAAAGAAUUAAUAAUAAGAAGCAACAUAGAAACUUUUGGAAAAAAUGCAGUGGUAGUAGGAAGAUCAAAACAUGUUGGUUUACCUAUUGCAUUGCUUUUACAUGCUGAUCGUGAAGGCGAAACAGGUGCAUUAGAUAUGACUACAACUAUAUGUCACCGUCACACUCCCCACACUGAAUUAGAAAAGUUUACAAAAUUAGCAGAUUUGGUGGUUGUAGCUGCCGGUAUUCCUGGUCUUAUUACUAAGGAAAUGGUAAAACCAGGGGCAUGUAUAAUUGAUGUAGGAAUCACAAGAGUAAAAAUUGGAAAUCAUUACAAAUUACUGGGAGAUGUAGAUUUUGAUAAUGUGAAACAAAUUGCUGGACAUAUAACUCCAGUACCAGGAGGUGUAGGUCCAAUGACUGUAACAAUGUUAAUGAAAAAUACAAUUUUGGCAGCUAAAAGGAAUUAUGAAUGCUCAAAAUGUUUAGAUCUUAAUAAAAAAAAAACAGAAGUCAGUUAAAAAUUAAAACUUAUAUUUAGCAAAAGUGUAAUUUAUU
Molecule: messenger RNA, 1630 nt
Organism: Megachile rotundata (alfalfa leafcutting bee)
Lineage: Eukaryota; Metazoa; Arthropoda; Insecta; Hymenoptera; Megachilidae
Product: NAD-dependent methylenetetrahydrofolate dehydrogenase
Biological process (GO): tetrahydrofolate interconversion
Cellular component (GO): mitochondrion
Molecular function (GO): methylenetetrahydrofolate dehydrogenase (NADP+) activity; methenyltetrahydrofolate cyclohydrolase activity; methylenetetrahydrofolate dehydrogenase (NAD+) activity
Source: RefSeq, a predicted model, not a curated record